AUGCUCUUGCGCUUUUUCUACUGCAGCCGGCUUCCCCAAAGAGAAUCAAGAAGCCGUAUGAGUAUGAUGUCAUGCAAUCCUGCAACUAGCACCACCUUAACGUAUGAUGCGCAGGAAAUUGCAGAUUGUCCGGUUUGUUGCGAACGUUUUGAUCAUCCUCUGCAGCUUAGCUGUGGACAUUCGCUAUGCAGCACAUGUGUUGAGAGACUUGUGAGUUCGUUCAAAUCAUUUACCUUUGUCAUAAGACUUUUUAAGCAGUCAAUUCUUGACUUUUUUCAAUUUGAAACAUUUUUACAACCAAAGCAAAAUUGGUGUAAAACACACUAUAUUUUGAGAUGUUCCCCAAGGAUGAUCUAUAACUAUUAA
This is a messenger RNA of Strongylus vulgaris, 366 nucleotides long. Lineage: Eukaryota; Metazoa; Nematoda; Chromadorea; Rhabditida; Strongylidae. The record is from the annotation of a GenBank genome assembly.